CAUCUUUGUAAUGUUAAAAUGAACAUUUUUGUCAAGAGACAGCAACUAACACUAACCAGUAACCACAUUAUGGUUACGUUCCAUCCAACACAAUGGAAUGAAGUGUAAAAAAAAAUAAAUGAAUAAAAUCACACAAAAAAAAGGAAAACAUUUCUUAUUCAGGGCAAGGUUAUUUAUAUAUUCAUCUUAAAUUGAACCAAAAGCAACCCAUUAUGAUUUAUUGAUAAAGAUGAGACCUAAUCAUGAAUCUUUGAAUGCCUUUUUUCAAUUUUAUUGGUGACAACAGGGCCAUAGCUAGCUCUCUUUUAUUCCACAGAAACAAAGGGAAAAAGGGCCACCCCAUAAGCAAUUUUAUAAAACUAACCGCUACAACAUUACUUUUCUGUUUUCCAAUUGCUGAAUCUUGGGGUUUAAGGGACCCUACCAAUUCCUUGAUGGAAGGGCUAAAAAAUAUUCUUGUCAUUUUGAGACCUCUAAAGUGAUACUCUGUACAUUCUAUUUUAUGUCAUUUUAUGAUCAUACAUCCUCACAACACUCACCAGGCCCUUUUGAGUGAGCCACAGGAAAGCCUAUAACUGCUAGAUUCACCAAAGAACUCAGCUUUAUUACAAAUACCAUAGUUCUUGGAAACUGAUGACAAAGAACAAGAAGCAGGUCAGGUCCAUCAUGGACAAAGUGCAAGGAUUUCGCCUUGUAUCUUGCGGCGGCUGCUUUGACAGCUGUCGUGACCAUACUCGAGGCUCUCGAACCGGGACAAGGAUAUGGAACUUUAGUGAUAAGCCAGUGGAGCUGCAAAUAAGGGUGGGAUCAAUACUAAAGAAGAUUCACACAUUGAAGCCAGGAUCAUCCAAGAGAAUGAAGUGUAGAAGCAUAUAUAAGGCAUAUAUGCCUAGUGGUGGGAAUGGUGGCAGCUUGAAGAACUUGUUGUAUCACUAUGAUGAAACUUGUCACCCUUAUAUUUGGAUCCAUGACACAGGCUGUGAUUCCUUGAGGAUGGGGAAACAACAGUACAUUAGUCUUGAGGAUCUCAGGGAUUCUUCUGAUAUCAGAAUCUUCAGGGAUCAUCAGAGAGGCUGCGUAUCGGUUCGCAAAAGAACAAGGCCAGAUUUGUGCUGAUUCUGAAUUUGAAUCCGGGUUGUGUUCUGAAAGUUUGAGUUUUGCAAUGAUUUGGAAGUGACAUUUUCUGUUUCUUUGGCUUUUGAUAUUAAUCCUAUGUCUCUCUUCUUCUUUCUUCCUUUGAUAA
Molecule: messenger RNA, 1243 nt
Organism: Arachis duranensis
Lineage: Eukaryota; Viridiplantae; Streptophyta; Magnoliopsida; Fabales; Fabaceae
Exons: 1
Coding region: 634-1116 (160 amino acids)
Source: RefSeq, a predicted model, not a curated record